AUGGUGCGAAAUUAUGUUCGCAAAACAGACAGAGGGACAUAUCCAAAAGAAAAAUUGCUAGAAGCCGUAGAAAGAGUCAAGAACGGAGAUUUAUCAGCUUAUAGAGCCUCUAUAGAAUAUGGGAUUCCACGAGCUACAAUAGUAGCAAGAGUGUACGACCGAUAUGGUCUAAAAUCAAAUUCUUUGGGGAGAGGUACAUUUCUCCCUGAAGCGAUAGAAGAAAAAUUGGCAAAACACUUACACGUAAUGGAGAAAUAUGGGUUUGGCCUCACAAGAGUUGAAAUCAUGGAACUGGUCGGACACUACAUCGCCAAGAAUCAAAUCGAUAAUCCUUUUUAA
This is a messenger RNA of Parnassius apollo (apollo), 339 nucleotides long. NCBI's taxonomy places the organism in Eukaryota, Metazoa, Arthropoda, Insecta, Lepidoptera, Papilionidae. The record is from the annotation of a GenBank genome assembly.